CAGCAGCAGUGUCACAGUAGUACGCUGCGGUCUCGUAUACGGCGGGUGUGUGGGUGCUCUCUUAUACAGCGAAUCGUUCCGCAAAAGUUUCUCUGGCGUUUGUUACGAUCAGUGCGUCGUCGUUACACGGUAGAAGAAACCGAGGGAGGCGCAUUAAACGUUGGACGAAACGAGGAAAUCGAAAGUACGAUCGUGUUCGGGAAUUUAACAACGGGGCCAGCCAGAGGACGAAAGAUGAAGGGGAUGUUGGUAGCCGCGCUGCUGGCCGUUCUGACGAUCUGCCGGGUCCAGGCGGUGUCGGAGAGGCUCGAGUUGGCACCAGCUGGAGGAAGAUCAGAGCCGCAAGUUGCAACGUUAUGCGAGGCGGGGGACGUGUAUCUGGCACAGCACAUGGGCGAGCAGGGACGUUGGGUCUCCUCGGCUGACAAGAAGAGUUGCAUGACGGACAAGCUCGAGAUCCUCGAAUACUGCAAGAAGGCUUACCCUAAGAGAGACAUCACCAACAUAGUCGAAUCAUCGCACUACGUGAGGGUCAGCGGUUGGUGCAAGCCAGGGAGGACCAAGUGCAAAUUGUCACGAUGGGUGAAGCCGUACAGAUGUCUAGAGGGACCGUUCCAAAGCGACGCGUUGCUCGUGCCAGAAGGUUGCCUGUUCGACCACCUCCACAAUCAGACGAAAUGCUGGGAAUCUCACAGAUGGAACGCGACCGCCGCAGACACCUGCAGAGAGAGAAACAUGAACCUGAGGAGCUUCGCGAUGCUCUUGCCUUGCGGAAUAUCCCUCUUCUCCGGUGUCGAGUUCGUGUGCUGCCCGAAACACCUGAAAGUUUCCCUUAUUAACUACGACAGUUUCCAAUCAGCAGAAAAUGUGAAGCCCAAGAAGCCUAUCGACUUGCCAAUUCCGAAGGGUAUGGACGACGAACUCGACGAGGACGAAGACGAUCUCGAUGACGAGGACGACCUUGACGCCGAUACGGACGACGAAGAUGAUUCUGACGCAGACCCCGAGGACGUCCUCAGCGAUCAGCCCGACGACGAAGAGAGCGACGAGGAGUACCUCGACGAUUACGACACCACGACAAGUCGAUUAUCAACUACAAUCUCAACGACGGAAAAACCUAAACAGGACGUAACUGCGAUGCCAUUGCCGGUUAGCACCAGCACGCAGCAGUCACCACAGUCGCAGAGCACACCGGAUCCUUAUCUGACGCACUUUGAUCCCCGUUCCGAGCAUCAGAGCUACAAACAAGCACAAAUGAGGCUCGAGGAGGUGCACAAGGAGAAAGUGACAAAAGUGAUGAAGGAUUGGAGUGAUCUCGAGGAGAAGUAUCAAGACAUCCGUGCACACGAUCCCGUUGCUGCUGACGCUUUCAAGCGAUGGAUGACGGUGCGAUUCCAGGAGACUGUCGCCGCCCUGGAGGAAAGCGGUGCCGCAGAAAAACAUCAGUUGAGUGCUAUGCAUCAACAGAGAGUGCAAGAGGCCGUCAAACAGAGGAACGAGGAAGCGAUGUCGUGCUAUACUGCUGCUCUGAAUGAGAAUCCUCCAAAUAUGCAUCGCAUUCAGAAGUGUCUGCAGAAGCUUCUCCGCGCUCUUCACAAAGACAGGCACCACACGAUCGCUCGUUACAAACACUUGCUGGACAGCAGCUUGGAACAAGCCCAACGCGAGAAGCCAGCAACGUUGGAACACUUGGCGGAGAUCGAUAGAAUCACCAACCAAAGCCUUUUGAUGCUAGAACGGUAUCCUGAUUUAAGCGCAAAAAUUGGCCGGCUUAUGGAUGAUUACGUUUUGGCCCUCAGGAGCAAAGAUGAGACUCCUGGACUACUGCUCGCGAUGACACGAGAAGCGGAAGCAGCUAUUUUAGACAAAUAUCAGGCUGACGUCACCAGCAAACAGCAAGAAAAAGAGCAUCAGAAGCAACUCGAAAGAGCGCGUAAGGAGCAACGCAAAGCGGAACGCGGCGAAUUACGUACCGAACAAGCGCAACAGGAAGAGAAUGACUCGAUAAACGACAACAAAGAACCUCAACAGCAACCAGAACAACCCUCGGCAGUAGCCGCUAUGCACAGUGAGGGACUCGUUAGAGCAGCUCACAGCAUGACUCAUGAUAUUUCCCAUUCCGAGCCGGGUUACUCGUUGAGAAGGGAAGCCUAUCACAGGGAGAGUCGAUCCGUCUAUUUCACACUUGCGUUUGCUGGAAUUGCACUUAUGGCUGCUGCGGUAGUUGGCGUAGCAGUAUUCAAGAGGCGCAGUGCGAGAAGCCCUCAUAGUCAGGGUUUCAUCGAGGUUGAUCAAGCAGCUACACCGGAGGAGCGACACGUUGCAAACAUGCAAAUCAACGGAUAUGAAAAUCCUACAUACAAAUACUUCGAGGUCAAAGAAUAAUCGAGUCACCUCGGUCUACAGAGUUUUAUUUGAAACUGGUCUUAAUUGUCCGUUCUCGCGUAUGUCCUUCAAGAAUCUCAUAGUAUUUUGUUAGUGUAAGAUAUCUUUCAGGUUCGAGGUUCUUCCGAAGAUUCAAAGGUACUUAUAUAAAUUUACAUCUUAGUGAUACGUGGAAUAAAAUCUGUCCAUAGGGAGAUAGGUAUUGCAAUACGGUAUCAUUAAGCGACGUCUCUUUAUAUAGCUCGCGACGUAAUACAACCAUACUUUAUGCUCUAUGAUAUGUAUAAAGCAAUGUUCAUACUACAUCUGAUAGAUAGAAACGAUACGAGUUUUUACCCUACGAAUACUACUCGUAACACCGUGAUUAUCUACGAGACAAUGUGAAAGGGAAACAACACGCCAAUGUGCCAUAUGGGAAACACGCAAAAAUCGUCUUCGGAAGUAUCUCAUACACGUUGUUUUCGUUUCGUUGUCAUACAUGUUAUUGAAAAGAAAAAGAAAAAUAAGAAAAAACGCAGGAAGGAGCGCUCACAAUAAGAAAAAAAAAUAUUAAUAAAAAAAAUCGUUACACGCUAACGUUACGCGAUAAUAACCUUCGGAUCGGAAGGCUGUGGACUAUGAUCAGUUAUAAAUUCGUUGCUUCCGGCAGCAAAAAAAAAAAAAAAAUGCGAAUGCUUUCGAGAGAAACGUGUAUGUCUCGUCAGCGACGCGUUCGAUUAAUGUGUGUGCUGUUGCGCUCUUUGCUGUAUUUUUGUGUUCUAAUAUUUUUGGAGAUAGUCAAUGGCAAUAAAGGUUACACAGCUUGAAUAAUACAUGAAACGAAAAACACGAUAGCAGCUGUAGCAGCAGAAAGGUAUAAUCCGACAAAGAAAAAAAAACCAAAAAGAAAAAAAAAUGAAACCAUAUUACUAAGCACUACGCGAAACAACGUAUAUAUAUGCUGAAAACGCUCUUAAAAUAUCAGAACUGCAGUCAAUGCACGUUCACCUUCGCGAUGCAGCUGUUUUUCAUCUCCGUUCGAUUCCCACUGCCUGAUUUUUUCAGCGACCUUUCAGUACUUAACGUCUACUUAGAUUAUACAACUUUAUACUUAAGAAAUUGAAAAAAAAAAAAAUCGUGAACGUAUCUAAGGUUAACGAAGAAGCAAGAUAUUUUAUCAUUCCAUAAGAAAGUCCACUAUCUUAUCGAGGUGCUGUCCGAAUGUAUGAACGGAAAAUAUUCAGUAGCCUUGUUCGACUUGGCCGAGACGCCGUUCGUUUUAGAAACAAACGUAUCGAAAAAAGUCACGCCGAGGCUGCCGAAUAAGAGGAACAGUUAACAGGAGUUUUUUUGUGUGGCAUUAGUACCUUCGAUUUAGGUCGAAUAAGUGGCGACUGUUGAAGCAAGCAUUUACGUCCUCUUCUUUUUUCUCUCUCUCUUUUCUUUCGUUUCUGUAUCAUUUUCGUCUUUUUGUCGUUUACGUUUACUUUUUUUUUUUUUAUCGAAAGAUGGUUCAUACAAUAACUAUCUUAGGAUAUUAAUUAUAUAUGAUGACGAUAAUAUAUUACACGUUUAAUGCUUAUAUAUUUGUAUAUGGUCAAAUGAUAGUAGGCCGCACUUUAGCCAGGGUCGCGUGGGAAAGCACAGCUUUCACUUAUUUUUCAAUGAAUAUUGCACGAUUCCAUUAGACUGUAUACAAUUUAUAUCGAAUCGACGGUAUCGUGUACCCAGCUUGACAAGCGUCGUGUACGAUUACAAACAAUUUUAGCCGCGCAAGUAUUAAGUUGAUUAACGAUUUAAGAUGCUUUUCAUUCUUAUGGUUACGCGUAAGAUUGCUCAUCGUUUGUGAAAGUUGUACUCUCUACUAACCUAUUAAGGUUACUUUGUUUUAAUGCUAAUUUUUUGCUAAAAUAAAUCAAGCGAAUGCGCAAACCGAGGACAGUCAAUAUCCUUGGAUUCCUAAGCGCACGUGAAGCAGCUGCCUUCCUGUUUAGCAAACAUCACGACUGUUUGUCUCACGCAACUCCGGUGGAAGGAUGAGCCGACGGAACACGCACAGGCACACACAUUCGCGCAUCGCUGAGUGUUAAAAAUAUUAUUUUAGAUAUAUUAAAAGAAAAAAAAAAUGAUAGCAAUUAACUAUAUGUCUAUGAAUACAACAAAAGCAUAGCAUCAAUGCGUUAAUAAUAAUAAUGAUAAUAUAAAUAUCUAUAUAUAAAUAUAUAUGUUCGUGUACGCGUGUGUGUGUGCGUGUGUAAUAUAUGAACAAUAUACAUAUACAUAUACAUGUACACCUAUCAAAUUAACUAUACAUUAUGUACCUAUAGCAUAUAGUCGUUGAAAUGAGAAAAACAUUAACAUGUCGCGUAUAAAUCGGACUUGACACGGAUUCACAGAUGUUGAGGUCACUCUCGAAACUAGGAAAACGUUUCUUUCUUUCGGCGCGAUGUCGUUCCGGUCUUUUUUAGUUCCUACCUAUCGUAAAAAAAAAAAGAACAAAAGAGCAAAAGAACACAAAAAUCGUAUGCGAGCAUACAUGGUAAUUGGCCUAUGUUUGGCGGACGUGGUGUUCGUCAUACGUUAUAUUCGUCGAAUGGAACAUAACGAGAACAGCGCCCGUAAUAGUGCUUGCCUCAGAUAUGAGCAAAA
Molecule: messenger RNA, 5013 nt
Organism: Hylaeus anthracinus
Lineage: Eukaryota; Metazoa; Arthropoda; Insecta; Hymenoptera; Colletidae
Gene: Appl
Product: amyloid-beta-like protein
Exons: 16
Coding region: 235-2385 (716 amino acids)
Biological process (GO): axonogenesis; central nervous system development
Cellular component (GO): neuron projection; neuronal cell body; membrane
Molecular function (GO): transition metal ion binding; heparin binding
Source: RefSeq, a predicted model, not a curated record